Molecule: messenger RNA, 1935 nt
Organism: Naegleria fowleri
Lineage: Eukaryota; Heterolobosea; Eutetramitea; Acrasida; Naegleriidae
Exons: 5
Coding region: 1-1935 (644 amino acids)
Biological process (GO): regulation of transcription by RNA polymerase II
Cellular component (GO): nucleus
Molecular function (GO): DNA-binding transcription factor activity, RNA polymerase II-specific
Source: RefSeq, a predicted model, not a curated record
AUGCAUAUUCCCGAGUGCUUAAUGAGACUUGGAAAGUGGAGAGAAGCCUAUCAAUUUAUGAAGAAAAAGAAGGAACUAUUGGAAUUGAGUUCUUCUAAAGUAUUGUUGUGGAGCUUUGCAUUGUGUGAUUUUGUUCUAGAGCGUAGAACUCCAAAUCACUAUUCCGGUGAGGACAUAAUCAAGUAUGCCGAAACUUACCAUAACGAUCAACUUGCACACAUAAAACUCGCUAAGGCUCGAAUUUCAAAAACAUUAACUUUUACUGCAAAUAAAGAUCUCUUUACCUCAGUCAAGAAGAAUGGUUUUGUCAAAUCAUUGACUGGAAAAUUUGUUGCAACCGUUUGUGACGGCUAUGGAAUUUUCCGUUUGUGUCGAGUGGAUCGAGUUCAGCAAGAAUUUAAGGUCACUGGUAUCCUGUUCAAUGCCUACACCCAAGUCGUACGUGAUACUCUUUGUGGAGCAUUUGAUUCUGCCAACCAUUGUGAAAAUUUCCUCAAAAAUUAUUUCAGAGGUACCACUGCACCUCGACCUUACAAGACCAAAUAUCCAGAUCAACCUUAUACUUCAUUAUCCUUCAUUCCUGACUCUAUUGCACUUGAUAUUUUUGGUGCUUGCAUUGCAGAGACAAAGAAAAUUAGAAUGUUGAAUCAUGAAGAGUCAUCCAUUUUGGAAGAUUGGAAAAAACAAUUCAAUCGUCCAAAUCUUGGAUCUCCAAUGAGUAACACUACUUGUCUGCAAGAUGUAUUGCAAAAAUAUCUUUCAGAUCUUUCAAGCAACAACAACACUGAAAACACAUACAAUUUCAAAUUUUACAGAGAAAUGUUAUGUACUCCCUUCUUCCACAACUUUUAUUUUGCUGUUGGUGAUCAACUUGAAUUUGGAUUUAUGCCACCCUUCGAAACAGUACAUACUGAAAUAUCAAAUAUUCACGAUAUGGUUCCAAUACCAAAGAAUGGAGUCAUGGAUUGGAUUGCUUGCAUGUGUGAAGUAAUUGAUCAUGUGGAUGAAGCCAAGAAAUUCCUCACCAAUAUUUUCACUUACUCGGCUUAUUAUUUGAAACUUUAUGGAGCUCACUCUAUUGCCAAUGACAUGUACUCUAAAAUUCAACAAUGGCGUCAAAACAAAUUGAAAGCCAUUGAUUUACCAUUUGUGAGAGCUUUUGUGGAACGAACAUAUUAUUACAAUGGUCAAGAAAUGCUACUCGAUGGAAUGGUUGUAGCUCUGUUCAAAAAAUAUGGAUUGGAACAUGCGAUCAGUACCAUUCUAGAAAAUUCGAGAAGUCGUUUACCAGCUCGUCUCGUUCCUAGAAAUGAAGUAUUUACAGAAUUAUCGAGUAUGCUUGCGAGAUGGCUCGUUCGUAGAAAAUCAAAAGGUAAAAAGCCUCCAAGCAUUCAAACUUAUUUCACAAAGGUGAUUCCAAAAAUCAAUGCUCAUCCAGAAAUGGGAGAACCAGCUGGAACAUUGUUGGUGAGCAUGUCACAAAUGAAAUUACUCACUUUUGUGUCGAGCGUUUGGGAUCAAAUUAGUGCAAAAAGUUUAACAAAAGCAGAGCCAACGAAUUUCGAAGAAAUGGACAAACUUCGAAUGGAACAUUUGCAAAAAGAGAAGGAACAAUAUUUGAAGACUGUUGAAAAAGAAAAGAAGGACAUCACUACAACCGAAGCCAAGACGACCCCAAGUGACACUAGUUCUUCGCAACAAGAGCAAGCAACAUCCACACCAGAAACAACUCCACUGCCCAGCACACUUUCGGCCAAUGCUCCACCACAACCGCAAAAACAAGCAUCCAAUGUGAAAUGUUGUGCAGCAUGUGGCAAACCAAACGCCACAAAGCGAUGUGGAGGUUGUCACAGCGUUGUAUAUUGCUCGAAGGAAUGUCAAGUAUCUCAUUGGAAAACUCACAAAGUUGAUUGCAAGAAAGCAAGUUCAAAAUAA